Messenger RNA from Podarcis lilfordi (Lilford's wall lizard), 2528 nucleotides. Lineage: Eukaryota; Metazoa; Chordata; Lepidosauria; Squamata; Lacertidae. The record is from the annotation of a GenBank genome assembly.
AUGUUUUCUGCAGGUAAAACAUACAUUGAAAUUAAAAACAUUCGGACAUAAAUGACAAAAAAAAAGGGGGUUGGAAGUCAUGUAGUACCACCGGUCCCAUCCAUGAGGCAGACUGAGGGAGGUGCCUCCUAUGCCACUGGAGAAGCGAGCAGAAAUGGAUGAGGAAGUUUCUGGUUUCCAGAGAGAUCUCAUGGGAGCCCCUUGAGAUCUCAGUGGCAUGUGGAAGCGGCAGCUGUGCAACCCUGGUAAGCUAGGCUUUGGUGGGGGCGCACAGCAUGGGAUGCCAUCCUCCCUUUUUGCCUUUUUGUGUUGAAAUAGGAUGGGCUGCCCCUGUACAUAGACAUAUAUUAUAAAUAUAUGUUCAUUAAUUUAAAAGCUAACCUGAAUUUCUAGGACUGCUAUUAUGCCAUGGUUAUAUUGAACCUGGGACGUUGAACCUUGAAGAGAGAAGUUUGUUCCUUAGAAAUCCAGACCUCAAUGCUCUGGCACUGAGCUAUGGCACUUCUCUGUAAUGGGUGCUAAAUUGAACAGCUCAGGGUCAUUCUUCUUUUUGCCCUUUUGCCUGAUCACAGUUCAUAAGAGAAUUGAUAAAUUGUUCUUCUCCACCACCUCCUCUACUUGCUUGCUAUUUCACAUUCUUCUACCUCAAGGAGUGUCUCCACCCCCAUUGUUCAACCCAGACACUGAGGUCCAGCUCCAAGGGCCUUCUGAUGGUUCCCUCACUGCAAGAUGUGAGGUUGCAGGGAACCAGGCAGAGGGCCUUCUCAGUAGUGUAGCCUACCCUGUGGAACACCCUCCCAUCAAAUGUCAAGGAAAUAAACAACUAUCUACUUUUAGAAGACAUCAGAAGACAGUCCUGUUUAGUGAAGUUUUUAAUGUUUGAUGUUUUAUUGUGUUUUUAAUAUGGGGAAACCCAUAAAGAUGGGCGGUGCAUAAAUUAUUAUUUAUUAUUAUUAUUAUUAUUAUUAUUAUUAUUAUUAUUAUUAUUAUUAUUAUUAAACAUUCUUAAAUUUCAAGAAACAACAUAUUGUAGUCACACCAUAUAGGUAAAUAUACACAUAUUAUAAAUACCUUUAACACCAUUUCAAAAAGCAUUCCAAAUUUCAACAUUGAAAGGGAUGAUAAAUUGGACCUCCCCAGCAUGGUGCCAGUGAUUCAUCCUUCAACUCCUUCAAGCCAAAGCUUGUCACCUGACUGGGACUGGUGCACUGGUUUCAAGAAGCCUAUAUGGGGCACAAUCCAAAACUCCCUUGUGGAGAGAAGACAAACAGAUUGCACUUGUUUUCGUAAUGCAUUUUCCACCUCUACCAACCCACUGUCAGUUGUACAGUAUGGGCCGCCAAUGUACAUAUUAUAAAUACCUGUAACAUCAGUUUAAAGGUUAUUCCUGUUUAGGGAAGCUUUUAAUGUUUAAUAGGUUAUUGUAUUUUAGUGUUUUGUUGGAAGCCGCCCAGAGUGGCUGGGGGGACCCAGCCAGAUGGGCAGGGUAUAAAUAAUAAAUUAUUAUUAUUAUUAUUAUUAUUAUUAUUAUUCCAAAUAUCUAGGACUGCUAUUGUGCAAUGGUUAUACUGAACCUGGGAUGUUGAACCUUGAAGAAAUCCGGACCUCAGUGCUCUGGCACUGAGCUAUGGCUCUUCUCUGUAAUGUGUGCUAAACUUAGGGUAUCUGGGUAAUUCUUUUUGAUCACAGUUCUUAAGAGAAUUGAUGAAUUUUUCUACUCCACCACCUUCUCCACUUGCUUGUCUUUCACAGUCUUAUUACAUAACAUUCUUAAAUCUCAAGAAACAACAUGUUGUAAUAACACCAUAUAGGUAAAUAGAACCACGUUUUCCCCCUUGAGGAUGUUUCCUCUAAGACAAUAUUCAUAAGUAUAUCAUAUACAGUUACUGGAUACAUGCUGACUCUGAAUUUGCUUACAAGGAAAUUUAUUGACAUUCAAGCAAUUAUUAUUCUAAAAGUCACACAGGGAAUUGUAUUUCUUCAAUUAGGUGAGAAUUCUAAUUAAAAUAAAUAUGGAAAAUAAGGAAAAUACUCCCGUCAACUAAGAAUAGGCAACUGCAGUGCACCAGGCAGCAGGGUCCGAUUUGGUGACAGCCCAAUUUAAAAUAAAUGUGGGAAAUCAGGAAAACAAUUUACAGCAUUAAAUCUCUAUGCUAUCUCACUCUGCUCAUAUUCUCUCUUUCAGUCACCCUUCUCUCUUUGUUUGAUCAAACCGCCUGGCAAGUCAGAAUCUCAUUCUCUUUAUUUAUCUGUCUAAAUUUCUUGCAUUUCCCCUUCUUACAGGAUCUAAUGGAAAGGCUUGUAAACAACUGGGAGGCCGUUGCAUUCCUUUCGGGUAUGAACACUAUUGCAACACUAACGAAUACAUUAAACCUUCCGACUGUGUCCACUCUUACGUGUGCUGUGUGAAAGGAAAGAUUUGUAAACGACGGGGAGGCAAUUGCAUUUCUGAGAAGGAAAAAUGCCCCAGCAACGAAUACAUCAGCAAAACCGACUGUGACAGUGGUCAAGUGUGCUGCAAGAAAUGA